Messenger RNA from Cyprinus carpio (common carp), 3275 nucleotides. Its product is annotated as zinc finger protein 16-like. Gene Ontology annotation, biological process: regulation of transcription by RNA polymerase II. Lineage: Eukaryota; Metazoa; Chordata; Actinopteri; Cypriniformes; Cyprinidae. The record is from RefSeq and is a predicted model, not a curated record. Gene Ontology annotation, molecular function: DNA-binding transcription factor activity; RNA polymerase II cis-regulatory region sequence-specific DNA binding.
ACUUCCGAAGUGGGAGGAAGUUCGACUGAUGUUCUAUGGUGUCUCUGCUGUAUCCUCAGUGUACAUCACGAUCAAACACUGUCCCAUCUGCGCCAAGUGCCUGCGCUCUCCAGCAUGAACCGAAAAAGAAACCACUGCUAUUUGGAAACAGGGCCUUCCUCGGAGUCCCAGUCUGCGUUUCUGGACAACACAAGGUCCUUCAGCCGAGACGAGGAUUUCUCCGAGCUCGAGCCCGACGAGCAGCUGGUGUGCUCGGUGACCGAGAUCACGGAGCACCUGGGCAGGAACAUCACGGUGGUGCUGGAGUCCGCGCUGUCCGAGAUACGCAAGCUGGUCAGCGUCCGGAUCAGAGUCCUGAAGAUGGAGCUCCGCGAGAAAACCGACGAGAUCGAGCUGCUGAAAGCCAAGCUGGAGUCGACGGAGAAAGACGGGAGGGUUUCUAACUCAAGCAGCCUGGACUUCAGGAAAGCAGAGCAUCAAACGGGCCAGAAAUACAGCGCCGAGCCGAAGAAAGCCAAACCCGGGACGCCCGUGGUUAAGAAGGAGAACAUCAACGCGAUCUGCGACUACCUGAUGAAGGAUAAGAACCAGCGGGGUGCUGCUGAAGUGGAGAGCGACCACAGCAAUCAGGCCUUUGGGUCCGAACGGGACAUGCGGACCGAACCGCAGCCGCACGCCUCUCUGAGCCUGUGGACGGACAGCGGUCCCGCGGACACCGACGCUGACUCGGACAUUUUCAGCAUGCUGCCAUCCGCCAGCAAGCGCAUAUAUGACUACGAGUGGAUGACAGGGGUCGAUCUCAACUCAGCUGAGUUUAAAGGUGAUACUGAAACAAAAUGCGAAGAUGUUCCCACUGUGGAUGAGGAGGAUGACACUGAAGACUCUGAAGGAGGGAGAGGAAGUUUGAGGUCAGUGUCUGAUCAUUUUCCUCUGGACACUCAGGGCUCCCCGCGGGAAGACAGGAGCAGCCCAGCGGAGGACAGUGUUGAGCCAGGUCAGCAGUUCUCCUCUCACACCUUCAUCUGCCCCUUCUGUGGAACUCUUUGCCCUGACUCCUCUUUCCUGGAGGAGCACAUCAAGCUCAUGCAUCAUGACGAGAGCACUCUGCAGUCGGCCCCAGGCGGUUCUUCCUCUCAUGCAGAGGGUGACUCAGGCCGAGCUCUGGGAGGCCCAGAAAGACCUGUAGGCCGGGGCGCACGGGAGAAGAAAGUGGAGGGUGGCUAUGAGUGCGGCGACUGCGGCCGUCAUUUCAACUAUCUUGGCAACUUGCGGCAGCACCAGCGCAUCCACACCGGCGAGAAGCCUUUCGUUUGCCCUGAGUGCGGAGAGCGUUUCCGGCAUGCCGCGCGUCUUAAGAGCCACCGUCUCAGCCACAGCGGAGCCCAGAGCCCCUUUCCCUGCCCCCAGUGCGGUAAGGGCUUCCCAGUGCUGUCCGGACUGAAACGCCACCAGCGCGUGCAUACGGGAGAGAGUCCAUACGCUUGUCCUCAAUGCGGCCGCAGAUUUAAAGAGCUGGGCAACUUGUAUACACACAUGCGCAUUCACAGCGGCGCUACGCCCUAUUCUUGCUACCAGUGUGGGCGGAGCUUCAGGCAUCUAGGCACAUAUAAGAGUCAUCGCUGUAUGCCGGCUACACAGUUAGCCAGUGGGCACAGUCCAGCAUGGGCGCAGGAAGACAAGGUGCAAACCGGGUAACAUCCUGGUGACAGAUAUGUUCAAAAAGUGGUUCGUUACUUUCUCGACUGCUGGUUCAGGAUCAGUUUCAAGUCUGAGAAAAAAGCUCGGCCGAGGAAAGAUGUGAGAGAGGCCAUUAAGACGAUAAAACAACAUCAGGUUUCAGCAUAAACGUGAAGCUGUAUGAUUUAGCGCAUCUUGUUCAUUCAAGUUAGUUCAUGCCAUCUUUAAUGCUAACUUGCUGCUCGUUAAAUGUUUGUUUUUGAAACAUUUUGCAAUAAUUUCUUCCAGCGUCAAACAUAAAAGGUGUUUGAAUAUCCGUACACAGUAUUUUAAGACUUGAUGUGAUUUAAUUAAUUGUUUUAAAUCAAAACUUUUUUCUAAAAUGUAUUUCUGACUCUGUCUAGAAGCAGAUAACAGGGUCCCAAGGACUUACUAAAACUAAUUUAACAAUAGCGUGUCACUCUUACAACUAAGCACCAUGGUGUCAGAUUGUUAUACAAUGCUACUUGGAUCUAUACCUAUUGUGUUGAAUAAUUACCAUAUUCAUAUAACAUAUGUACACUGCCAUUCAAAAGUUUGGGGUCUGUAUGAUUUUUUAAAUGUUUUUGAAAAGUCUCUCAUGCUCCUUUAUUUUCUUAAAAAUACAGUUUAAACAGUAAUAUUGAGAAACUUUUCUAUUUUAAUAUAAUUUAAAAUGUAAUUUAUUCAUGUGAUGGCAAUUUUGGCUUAAUAUUUGGUGGUACUUUUUUUUAAUCAGGAUUCUUUGAUGAAUAAAAGUUUGAAAAGAACAGCGUUUAUUUGAAAUAGGUAACAUUAGAAACAUCUGUAUCUGUACCAUGUGUACAUGAUACUUCAAAGAAUACCUUGGUAUGUGUCCAAAUCCAGCCCAAUUAGUAUGCAUUAAGUCUGAAAAUACCUGUGAAUAUAAAACAGGAAAUCAUUUGUAUAGAUUUCUAGAUCUGCAAGUUACGUGCUAAUUGUUAACUGUUAUUAGGGUUGCCCAGAAUGUAACUAAUGUAACACCAUUUAAUACAACUUAAAGUUGGUUUAGCAACUCAAAAUCAUGGUAUUGAAAAAUCAGGUAGUUUAAAAUGCAUUCCAGUGUAAUUUUGAACAGAUUACAAACCUGUAGUCACGGGCGCGAGUGCUGCCAUCGUGUGGAGGACUUCUGUUACUGCAUCACCGCGACACUCAGUGGAUCUGUGUUCAAUUUGUUCGAAUUAUGUGAUCGCACUAUUAACACUUUUUUUUUAUUUAUAUUAGUGAAUUUGCUUAUGUACGUCUACCUGUAUUUUAACAACUUAUAAGUUUGAAAAAAAAAAAUAUACCUGAACGGAAACAAUAUGGAUUUAGAAAAGAUGUGUUAUUCUGAAAUGAACUUGGACACAUUUAAUGGAAAUGACUGUAUGAAUACAAGAAAUCCAUCCGAUUCAUUUUAACACUACUCAGUAGCGGUGAUCUCAAAAUAUCCUGAAUAUUACUGAUUAAAUAGCACAAAAAAAAAAAAAAGAAGUACAAUUUGUAAUUUCUCAGUGAUAGCUUUGAAUGAUCUGUACAAGGCAAACUGAACUGUAACUAAUAAAUACUCUUAAGAUAUG